Molecule: messenger RNA, 1754 nt
Organism: Rhodamnia argentea
Lineage: Eukaryota; Viridiplantae; Streptophyta; Magnoliopsida; Myrtales; Myrtaceae
Product: zinc finger CCCH domain-containing protein 67-like
Exons: 6
Coding region: 111-1346 (411 amino acids)
Molecular function (GO): mRNA binding; metal ion binding
Source: RefSeq, a predicted model, not a curated record
CGUAUUCGAUGAUUGGUUGACCAGACGAGACCGUAUCAAAAUGCGAAGGGGCACAUUCGCUCACUCACUCACUCACUCUGCGCUGCAUUCUUCUGGACAGAGAACGGAAAAUGGCGAGUUUGGAGGGCGAAACCGAAAUCUUUCCCUCCUCUCUUGAACUCCUCCAACGGCACCAGCCGGCGCGGCCCGACCCAAAUGAGCCGCCGCCCUUUUCUUCAUCUUCUCCCCCGGCUGUCGUCGGUACGGUCGCGGAACUUGCGCUCGCGGAGGGGAUUCGGAACGUAGCCUUGGAGGGGGCCGGGGACGAAGCGAGCGAGGAGAAAGAUGGGAAUUUGGACGAUCGGGGAGAGAAAUCGCACUACCCUUUUGGGAUUUACGCGGGGGAUUGCCAUUUUUAUCUCCGGAACGGGUGGUGCAAGUUCGGCAUGAAUUGCAGGUUCAGUCACCCUGUGAAGAGGACGGGCAUGGGCGAGUCCCAGGUCUUUCAGCGUUCGGGUUUCGUGGAGCAGCAAGAAAAAGGAGAGAUCUUGCAGCCUACUAAGCAGAUUGAGUGCAAGUAUUACUCGACUGCUGGAGGGUGCAAGUAUGGAGAAGCUUGCAGAUUUAGCCAUUCCAAAGAAAGAAUUGAAAUCUCAGGCGAACCACAACUUAAUUUCCUUGGCCUGCCAAUUAGAUUGGGAAAAGCAGAGUGCCCCUUCUACAUGCGGAAUGGCACGUGUCGGUAUGGACUUGAUUGCAGGUUUCACCAUCCUGAUCCAACAACGGUUGGGGACUUCAGUCCUGAUGAGACCUCGGCCAAUCUUGCACCAGUUGGAAGGGAACAGAAGUAUCCUAAGGAGAGUCCUAUGGGAAACCCUGAUCAUCUAAGAUAUAAUGGAAUUUUACAGGAAUAUUUAGCAUCCCGGUCUUUGAACGCAGCUUCUGGGACCCAGCCUUGCUGGGAGAAUGGACUGUCCCCUGUCCCUGGAACUUCUCUAAGUUCUCAAAAGGCUUUGGCUUAUCCACAAGAAAGGGCAGGGCACAGAAAUGGGCUGCAACCUCCGGAAGAAUACCCUCAACGACCCUUUCAACCCGAGUGUGCUUAUUUCAUGAAGACAGGUCAUUGCAAAUAUGGACAUGCUUGUAAAUUUCACCAUCCAAAGCACCGAGUUUCGACAGUACCCUCCUAUUUUCAAAUUGAUAAGGCACUCCCCGUGAGAUCUGAUAGGAGAACUUGCAGGAAUUAUACCCAGUUUGGGUUUUGUAAAUAUGGAAGCGCGUGCUUUUUCGAUCAUCCGGUUCCGGAAGAUUCUGGCUCCUCUUCUUUUGGAAUAGCUCCUCUUGGAGAUCCGCCUGCAUGGUCCUAACUGGCCUGGAUAUGGCAGUGACGUUGGUGCUUUAUCUGUGCAUUUUCCCGGGCAUCUGCAGUUUACUCUAGACCCUUGCCCCUUUUCUUUCAUGUACUUGUUUUAGACUUUGUUUGGGACCAAGUUCUGGCGAGCAGUGUUUACAUGGUAACCGGCUUUUCCCCGGUGAUUCGGAAGCGGAAGCAGGAGUUGGACAGAUCAUUCUUUUAGAUUCAAACGUUCCCUAUAAAAACUAAACCAGUUUUGGUGUUGUAUGAGCAUAUGAAUGGUUCCAUCACUAUUCUUGUUUUUUCCUGUUAGGAAUAUAAGUCGUGACUUCUUGAAUCUCGGAUCAUGGUACUGCAUUACUGUCAUAGCCACCAAAUAUGAUGUGAAGAAUGAGACUGUCUCAUUUACGUAGUACUUUUA